Miscanthus lutarioriparius is the source of this 252-nucleotide messenger RNA. The record is from the annotation of a GenBank genome assembly. NCBI's taxonomy places the organism in Eukaryota, Viridiplantae, Streptophyta, Magnoliopsida, Poales, Poaceae.
AUGCCUUCUCCCCGCCGGACGGAUGCUGGUCUGCACCGCACAAAGAAGAGCGGAUGGCUUUCGACGGAGAACGACGAGGGGAGCGCCUCCCCAACCGCCGCCACCGCAGAGUUUGAGUUCGCCGCCCGCGAGAAAAACAGCAUGCCCGUCACCCGUGGGGGAAACCGCCGACACCUGGAUUUGUCCCUCAGUGUGAACCAUCUCCAAGAAAUAGGGAACGACCAUCAGAUUAAGAAAUGCAAAUAUGCUUGA